Messenger RNA from Penicillium manginii, 1542 nucleotides. RefSeq lists its product as uncharacterized. Gene Ontology annotation, biological process: protein processing; GPI anchor biosynthetic process. The record is from RefSeq and is a predicted model, not a curated record. NCBI's taxonomy places the organism in Eukaryota, Fungi, Ascomycota, Eurotiomycetes, Eurotiales, Aspergillaceae. Gene Ontology annotation, molecular function: mannosyltransferase activity. Gene Ontology annotation, cellular component: endoplasmic reticulum membrane; glycosylphosphatidylinositol-mannosyltransferase I complex. The transcript has 6 exons. Bases 1 to 1542 code for a protein of 513 amino acids.
AUGAAACGGAGAAUAACCCUUCUUCAGCCUUUGGGCGCCCCAUUCGAGCCACACCAAGCAGUUCUAUCGUCUAGCAAUUUCGUCAUCCGCGACCUGCACGCCGCGCGCCAUGAUCGCAUCACACUAGGCCUUGACGACCUUCCCGAGGAGCUUAGCAAUGUCGUCGAAAGUUCUCAUGAGCUUCACCUCCGCUGGGCGACGGAGGAGCCCUUUGACGCCAUCGCGCCGUUCUCCAGCAGAGUCUCGCCCGGUCUCCAUGUGCAUUAUACCCCUCUGGUUUCUGGUAAAUCAUCUGCUCCGCACUGUGUUCGGGCGGAUGAGGGGGACCGGGACGGAGUUGGCUGCACCAGCCCCGAGAAGUCUUUCACUACGCACCCGCUUCGUUCGACACGAUUUGCGACCUCGGCCUCCCUCCAUUACUACACGCGCCUCCCCUCUCUCCAAUCCUUAGUCGGCUUUAUCCGGCGCACAGUCUGCCACCAACGCCAGGGAGGUGCAAAGUGCCAUUAUCUAGCCGAUACCCUUCUCACGGCCGAUGUCGUCGAUGUCGACUAUGACAGCACGUCGCACACUUUGUCUAUAUCGGGAUUCUGGAGUUCAUCUCCUACUGGCGGCUGGGUCGAAGAUAUUGGAAAGCCUACCGCGGAUGACGAGGUUGAAAUCGGCCUCCUAGGAGUCGAGCCUGGAGGUGAACCUGAUUUGCUUAAGGCAGGCGGGCUAUUAGGAAAGAUUGGAGAAGAUAAAAAGCUCACACCGGUGAUGUUUGACUUCCCUUCGCGUCAUUAUCCGCUCGCCGAAACAGCUACAUACAGCAUCUCGUUCUCCCAGCCAACAGGGCUUCAUCCGGAGAUGUCAAUCUCUAUCCCGCAUUCUGCUCUACAACAACCCCCGGCACUCAAAGACUCCACAUGUGCACUGCACACAUAUCUCACCCUCCCAUCCUCGGUGUUCAUUGAUCAAUAUCAAGUCGGCACGGAAGACCCUCUUUUCCUUCAAGAGCACAAUCUCGUCGCCGUCCGUGCAUUCUCCGGCGAAACAGACCUCGAGGCGCCAGAUUGGGCCGUAGAUCGCUGGGGUUCAACUUGGCUCGUCGAGCUCGCGACGCCCUCUGUUGAUAAUUCAUAUCCCGCAUCUAACUGGACCUCAACGAUCCCUAUGCACCUCCGAUAUCUCAACCCCUCAGAGUCCGGAUAUCGAUCGGCAGCCGUGCCCUGGCCCGUCGUGUUUUGGGCGUGCAGCAUAGAAGAAGAGAGUCAAAUAGGUAAAACCCCCUUUGAUCGGACUAAUUUGGGCUACGAUAAGCUCUUCGGACCACGGACGAUCUUCUAUCAGCUCCAUCCGGCGUCUCAGCACCUUGUCGAGGAAUUAGAUCUGAAGGAUGGUGAAGGUCUCUUCCAGGCUCGGAACAUCGAGCUGGGGACAAGCGUUGUCAUUGUUCUUGGUUUCUUGUGGAUAAUCUGGCGCUUGGCUCGUGUAGUUUGGGCGACUGGCCUCGGCGCGAACGAAGUGAAACGGCCUGAGGUGCAUGAGAAGAAGGAAUAG